Molecule: messenger RNA, 1107 nt
Organism: Striga hermonthica
Lineage: Eukaryota; Viridiplantae; Streptophyta; Magnoliopsida; Lamiales; Orobanchaceae
Source: the annotation of a GenBank genome assembly
AUGGACAAUGAUGACUGGGACCUCCAUGCGGUGGUGAGGGGCUACGCCUCGGCCGCGGCCACCACCCCCGCCAGCCCUUCCACCGCCGUCGGCGGCGGCCCCGAUUUUCCGAGCUUUUCGCCUCCGGCGCCCGACCAAGUCUCGUUCGACUUUCUCACGGGUGAAGUGGGCGCCCCUUUCCAGGGCUUGCAAGAAGCCUACCGAGAACUAUGCGGCGACACGCCUCCACCGCCAGCUUCUCCCGCCGGCGCAGCCAGUGGGGUGUGGCCUCCGGCCGCCUAUAAUGUCUUUCAGCCGAGUCAAGAGGUUAUGGAGAUAAGAUUGCCGCCACUCGUAAUGAAUAAUGUGCAGAUUCGUGAAAGUAUACAGUUCGGUAAGCCGGGAUUUAUUGGUGGCUCGUCGGCUCAUAAUUUUCCGGCUACCAACAUUAAUCCUCAUCCCAUUCGGCAACGGAGAAGGAAAAACCAGCAAAUGAAAGUAGUUCGCCAAAUGACGCAAGAAGAACUGUCGGCUGACUCAUGGGCAUGGAGAAAAUACGGUCAGAAGCCGAUCAAAGGUUCUCCAUUUCCAAGAAACUACUACCGGUGCAGUACAUCCAAAGGCUGCGCCGCCCGAAAACAGGUGGAGCGCAGCCCAAACGACCCCGGAAUCUUCCUCGUCUCCUACACCGGCGAACACACCCACCCACGGCCGUCUCACCGGAGCUCCCUGGCUGGAAGCACCCGCAUCAAGCUCUCGUCUCCGCCUUCCACUGCCGGGAAAGGCGACUACCGGCUCCUACGCGGCGGCGGCGGCGGCCACCAGCACAAGGGCCUGGUGAAUAUCUCCUCAUCUUCCUCGUCUCAUGCGGGCUUCUCGCCGGCCGAUCCGGAGAAUGAUGACGUGGCAGGCAAGAAGGAGGCUGCCGCCGGCGGGGAUGACGUAGAUAUUUUUAUGACGAGCCCGUUGUGCGCGAACAACGACAACGUGUUCCAAGAAUUUCGUGAUUCAGACGAACACUCUAGCCGCGGCGGUGUUGGCAGGUUGGAUCCGUUUUCCGGCAGUUUGCUGAUGUCUCCGCCGUGGACGCCUACGAGCUCGGCCAGCUUUCACGGCGGCGGCUUGUGA